Molecule: messenger RNA, 1311 nt
Organism: Cyclopterus lumpus (lumpfish)
Lineage: Eukaryota; Metazoa; Chordata; Actinopteri; Perciformes; Cyclopteridae
Product: neuropeptide FF receptor 2-like
Exons: 3
Coding region: 1-1311 (436 amino acids)
Biological process (GO): G protein-coupled receptor signaling pathway; regulation of adenylate cyclase activity; regulation of cAMP-dependent protein kinase activity
Cellular component (GO): membrane
Molecular function (GO): peptide binding; opioid receptor binding; neuropeptide receptor activity
Source: RefSeq, a predicted model, not a curated record
AUGACCCAGAAUUUAAACGCCACUCUCGAGGGCUCCACCCCUUCCAACUCCUCGGGGUUGCUGGAAACCCCUCCGGCCCACCAGAACAUCACGUAUGUGGACUUCUACCUGCACAAGCCGUCCGUGGCCGCGGUCUUCACCGUCUCCUACCUGCUCAUCUUCCUGGUGUGUAUGGCGGGCAACGGGGUGGUGUGCUUCAUCGUGCUGCGCAGCAGGAACAUGCGCUCGGUCACCAACCUGUUCAUCCUCAACCUCGCCAUCAGCGACCUGCUGGUCGGCAUCUUCUGCAUGCCGACCACGCUGGUGGACAACAUCAUCACGGGAUGGCCGUUCGGCAGCGUUGUGUGUAAGCUCAGCGGGAUGGUUCAAGGGAUAUCCGUGUCAGCAUCUGUGUUCACGCUGGUGGCGAUAGCCGUCGACAGGUUCCGUUGCAUCGUCUACCCCUUCAAGCAGAAGCUGACCAUCGCCACCUCAAAGCUCAUCAUCGUCAUCAUAUGGGUCCUCGCCGUGUCCAUCAUGUGUCCCUCCGGGGUCAUGCUGCAGGUCACGAAGCAACAGAGGGUGCGAAUAGUCGGCGGCGGCAACGACACCCGCCCGUUCUACUGGUGCCGGGAGAACUGGCCCAAUCAGGAGAUGCGUAAAAUCUACACCACCGUCCUCUUCGCCAACAUCUACCUCGCUCCUCUCAGCCUCAUCGUCAUCAUGUACGCCCGCAUCGGCGUCACCCUCUACAGGACCGCCGCUCCUCAGUCGAGGGGCGCCGGAAGCGUGUCCGAGGAGGGCGCUGGCCACCGCAAGCCCAGCGCGGAGGGCCGCCACACCAUUUCCAAGAGGAAGAAUCGGGUGAUAAUGAUGCUGCUGGUCGUGGCGCUGCUCUUCAUCUUGUCCUGGCUUCCUCUGUGGACGCUGAUGAUGCUGAGCGACUACGCCAGCCUGACGGAGCACCAGCACCGCGUCAUUAACAUCUACGUGUAUCCCUUGGCUCACUGGUUGGCCUUCUUCAACAGCAGCGUCAACCCCAUCAUCUACGGGUUCUUCAAUGAGAACUUUCGCAGAGGCUUUCAGGCUGCUUUCAAAUUCCAGCUGUGCUCCGAGGGCAUCAGGCGCCAGAGGACCUACUCCAACCGGUUCCGAGGGAACGCCGUGGUCCCGGUGCAGCCCGCUGCCCUCAGCAGGCGCAGCUCCGUCAGGUCAGUAUUAGUGGGAAAUGGGAAGUGCUCACUGCAGGAAGGGGGGAGCCUGGCUGCUAGAAGUCACAGCAAAGAGCAGGACCUGAUCCUGGAGGACCUGGACAAGGUGUCCCAGAUUUAG